Molecule: messenger RNA, 2836 nt
Organism: Cyprinodon variegatus (sheepshead minnow)
Lineage: Eukaryota; Metazoa; Chordata; Actinopteri; Cyprinodontiformes; Cyprinodontidae
Gene: zcchc7
Product: zinc finger, CCHC domain containing 7
Exons: 9
Coding region: 93-2030 (645 amino acids)
Molecular function (GO): nucleic acid binding; zinc ion binding
Source: RefSeq, a predicted model, not a curated record
CAGCUUUGGCCCCUGAAUCCUCUAUUCUGGCUGUUUUUCCUCUGCGGGCGCUGGGUUCAUGCGAGUGCUUGUUUUGACUGGCCUUUGGGGUAAUGUACAGUGCCUACCAGGACCGCGAGGAGUUGGAGGAUGAGCUCUAUCAAGAGGACUCUGGCCUGUCGGAGGCCGACAGUGAGCUGGAGUUCCACCUCUACAGCCAGCUCCACUACUCCUCAAACGCUGGAGAGAUCGAGGAGCUGGAGGCAGGAGCAGAGAAGCAGUAUGAGAGUCGGGAAAACCGGCAGGGAGAUGUGCUCGAAAAAACCAGAGAUGGAGACCAAGAACUGAAAUACAAAAAAGGGAGCAGACCUACACCAUCUAGCAAUGACCAUUUAAAGGUGAAGAAGAAGGCCGCAUUAAAGAAGAAAGGGAAAAUUAAAUCAAAAGGUCAGAAGUUAUCAUCAUUACGCUUUGAGGAGGUCAUUGUCAUCGACUCCAGCCCUGAUGUCAUCUCCAUCUCUGAUGAGGACAACGACAGUGAUGAUGAUGGUGUCUGUGCUUUCAAGGGUCAAGGUUCGCGCCAGCUGCAGACUUCCACCCCUGCACAAAAGGCGUUGCAGAAAGGAAGGAGUCCCUUGGUUCCGGUCGCUGUGCUUUCCAGCAGCACAGAAUCCUCUGAAUCCCAGUCAGAUUCGGAUUCAUCGGAUUCCACUGAUGCAGAUGAUCUGGAGAACUGGAUGAUCCUGGGUCAAGGGAAGCAGGAUGGAGACCGGUCCAUCUCACUGAAUGUGGAGGGAGGAUCUUACAGCAGUGGCACAGAUGCUGAAGAAGAAGAAGAAGAAGAAGAAGGAGGAAGUUGGAUUGUUUCAGAGAAAGAUAAAGAGGCUCAGAUCUUUAACAAAGGCCGUGGUCCCAGGACUUUCCUGCAGCGUCCGUCCAGCAGAUACUACACUGGGAAGAGUGUUCACUGUAGAAACUGCAACAAGACAGGACAUCUCUCCAAGAACUGCCCUGACCCCAAAAAGUUGAUGCCUUGCUUUCUUUGUGGGACAACGGAUCACCUGGCCAGUCAGUGUCCUAAUAAGCACUGCAACAACUGUGGCCAGCCUGGACAUCUCUUCAACUCCUGCAGCGAGAGAGCUUAUUGGCACAAACAGUGCCAUCGCUGCAGCAUGAGGGGACACUUCAUUGAUGCUUGUCCAGAGAUAUGGAGACAGUACCACAUCACAACUAAGAGAGGUCCUCCUGUGAAGCAACAGGAAGACGGCGGCGCUAAGUCUCCCGCAUAUUGCUACAACUGUUCCAAGAAAGGACACUUGGGUCAUGAAUGUAAACAACAGAGGAUGUUCAGUGGGGUUUUUCCCAACUACCCCUUCAUCAAUCACUACGACACGUUGAAGGACAUCAACCGCAGACAACACAGAAUAGAGAUGAAGGUUAAAGAUAUAGGAAGAAAUGGAGCUCCAUCUGCUGCGUCUCCCGCCCCUCCAACUCCUGGACCACCAAAAAAGAAACAAAAACGCAACCAUUACAAAGACAGCCCCAACUCUAAGCAUACGCCUUACCAAACCCCAAACAGAGCAAAUCCUAACCACAUCAUCUUCAACGAUGAUGACUUUGAUUCUACACCCAGAAGAAAGCCGGAUAAAUCACCCAAAAGUGGGAGCAGUGCAAAACCAUGGAAGCCUAAAAGGCCUCUUCCUGCUACAAGAGACCCAUUGCCAUUAAGUAAACUAGUUGUUGAUGAAGCAAGUGACUUUCCCAGAGGGGGAGGCCCUCAAGGAGACAAGGAGGGGAAAAUGAAAAAGAAGAGCAAGUUCAGAAAAAAACAGGGGAACUUAUUUAUGUCAGAGGAGCAAAAAGACUGGAAACCAGGGCAUGUUUACCGGACUGAGGAGGAGAGGAGUAGGGGCCCGAAACCAAAGAAUCAGAUGGGAGAGAAGAAAAAACAGAGAAAAUUUCCCAACAAGACUCCUAAAAAACAAGCGGGCAAACCGAUGUAUGAAGAAGAUAAUCUGUUUCUCAUUAAGCAGCGGAAACGCAGCAGAUAGCAGGGGCUGCAUCUGUCAGGAUAAUUAGGAUUGUGGAAUUUUAAGGCAUCUGAAGUGAGAAUGAUGGUAUUUAUUGUGGUUUCUCAUAAGCAGCAUUUUAACACACCAGUGAGAAAGGCUGUAAGGAGCCGGAUUACUGAACAGCUGAGUCCACUUAACCUUUUGCUUUCAUCUUUCAAGCUCUCUGUGGUCAGACCAGAACAUCCCAUAUUCACAGAGCUGAACAUUAUCAACAAACCAUGCAAUUAAAAUGUUACUGUUAAUUAGAAUAAUAAUGAUUCUGGUUGGCAUCAUCAUUACUCUUCUCUUACUUCCCUGAUCAUCAUAAGGAGGCCAAAAUGCUCCAUGUGCUUUGGCAUCGAGUAAAAGCUGCUCGGUAUACUACUGCCAUUUAAAGUGUGAAUGCAGGAAACCUGAAGUUUGAUCAAAUAUCCAAAAUUCGCCCCAAGCAGCAUAUUUACAGUGACAACUGAAAUUAAAUAUACAGUGUUGCUUUAUUCAUUUAGGAUACAUUCUUAACUCUUAUGCUAAGAUCAAAUUGUAUGACUAAUAUUCUGUUUUCAAUAAAUUCUUGAAGCGUUAAGUUUUCACACUGGUUUCAUUCAGAGCUGCCAAGUAGCAGAUAUCGUUUUAAUUAUUUCAAAUUGCGUCUGAAAUGGCUGCUUUAAAUGAUCAGCACAGUGUAAUGCUUCUUUAGGUGCUUUGUGGAACCAGUUCUUGUUGUAAUUGUCAAGAAAUAUGACUUUAUUACUAUAGCUAAGUUUAACAUUAAAGUAUUUCAAAUGUUCUUUUUUUUAACUCUGUAA